This is a messenger RNA of Lathyrus oleraceus (garden pea), 2182 nucleotides long. Its product is annotated as rop guanine nucleotide exchange factor 1. The record is from RefSeq and is a predicted model, not a curated record. Gene Ontology annotation, molecular function: guanyl-nucleotide exchange factor activity. The coding region runs from base 271 to 1947 and encodes 558 amino acids. The transcript has 5 exons. NCBI's taxonomy places the organism in Eukaryota, Viridiplantae, Streptophyta, Magnoliopsida, Fabales, Fabaceae.
CGGCGUCUCUUUUUUACUUUUGCCUCCAUCAAAUCAUCACCACCACUAUACACACCACAGGUCCACACCACCAACAUCAACAACAACACAGAAGAGAGUUACAGAUAGUAAUAACAAAUAAAAAGAACGUUACUCUGUGCUUUCUCUUCUCCACUUACUUUACUUACCUUUUCUUUGUUGUUAGUUACUACCAAUUAUACUGAAUUGGAGAUUAAUCAAUAAUGUGUGUUGCCAAAUUAAGAUCUGUGUGAAAUUUCCGAUUUGGGAACAAUGGGUAGUGUUUCGUCUGAAGACGUUUCUGAGCGAUGUGGAAGUUAUAGUCCGAGUGCUGACAUCAGCGAAUCGGAAAGUUCUAGUAGCUUCUAUGGUCGCCGUUUCGAUGCCGAGGGAGCUUCGAGCUCUGCUAAUCUCUCGCCGCGUCAACUCGCCGCGCAUUUCAACUUACCGACGGCAGCGCAAGUCAUGCUUCCGGUUAUCGGUGGUAAAGACGUCGUCGUUUGGGAUCAUAAGCGUGACCUGGAUUUGUCCGAAGUUGAAAUGAUGAAGGAAAGAUUCGCUAAGCUGCUUUUAGGAGAAGACAUGUCUGGUGGUGGUAAGGGGGUUUGUACUGCACUUGCGAUCUCUAAUGCAAUCACGAAUCUCUCUGCGACCGUGUUUGGAGAGUUAUGGAGGUUGGAGCCAUUAGCACCACAGAAAAAAGCGAUGUGGCGUAGGGAAAUGGAAUGGCUUCUAUGUGUGAGUGAUUCGAUUGUUGAGCUUGUGCCUUCUGUGCAGCAGUUUCCAGGUGGUGGAACUUAUGAAGUGAUGGCGACGCGGCCUAGGUCUGAUUUGUACAUCAAUCUUCCUGCUUUGAAGAAACUUGAUGGGAUGUUGCUAAGUAUGCUGGAUGGGUUUUGUGAUACACAGUUUUGGUAUGUUGAUAGAGGGAUUGUGUUGGCUGAUUCGAAGGAUUGUGAUGAGUAUGGUAGACCUUCUGUUAGGCAAGAAGAGAAAUGGUGGCUUCCUUCUCCUAAGCUUCCGCCAAAUGGGUUGUGUGAGGAUGAUAGGAAAAGGUUGCAACAGUGUAGGGAUUGCACUAACCAGAUACUUAAGGCUGCCAUGGCAAUUAAUAGUUCUGUUCUUGCUGAAAUGGAAAUUCCUGCUGCUUAUGUAGAAUCUUUGCCAAGGAAUGGCAAAGCUUGUCUAGGGGAUAUAAUUUAUCGGUACAUAACUGCUGGCCAGUUCUCAGCUGAAUGUCUUCUUGAUUGCCUGGAUCUAUCAUCUGAGCAUCACACACAGGAUAUAGCUAAUAGAAUUGAGGCUGCUAUACAUGUAUGGAGGUUGAAAGACGUACAAAGACUUAAAAAUUCGGCGAAAGCCCGUCUGUCUUGGAGUGGAAAGGUAAAGAGCCUUGUUGCUGAUGGUGACAAGAAUCAUUUUCUUGUCCAACGGGCAGAGACACUACUGCAAUGCUUGAAACACCGUUUUCCUGGGCUCCCUCAAACAGCACUAGAUAUGGCCAAGAUACAAUACAAUAAGGAUGUAGGACAGUCCAUUCUUGAAAGUUAUUCCAGGGUAACAGAGAGCUUGGCUUUUAACAUAAUGGCCAGAAUCGAUGAUGUCCUUUAUGUAGACGAUACUAUAAAACGAUGCGCAGCUGCAGAUUCUAUCUUGUUCGGCAGGGGUGGUUUUGGUGGUAUGCCUAUCCAAAAGCGAAUGACUCCCAGCCCUUUCUCAAUCCAACACACCCCCUUCGCAUCUCCUUUUGCCACCCCAACAUUUUGUUCCUCCUCUCCUGCUAGUGGAAGCCCUUGCAGUCCAUAUAGGACACACACUGUUAAGCGAAAUGCCAAGGGAAAAGAUUCCAAGGCUGAAAAGUUGGCCUCAACCGAUUUUGAGAAGGUAUGGUCAUACACCGGAAACCUUGGUGUAAGAAGAGUUUCUGGCGAGGCUCCAGAAAGAGACUAAGAUCUAGACUUAGUAUGAUCUUUUAACUUGAAUCCAGAGCAGGUCAGUAGAGUCAUCUUUGGUUGUCUUCUAAAAGCAGAUCAGGUUAAUGUUUUGGUACCGUCGCUGUAUAUGAGGGUAUAAUUUUUGUAUAUUCGUAGGCAGUAUGAGUAGAGAUUUAUGAAGAAAAAUUAUGCCCUUGGAAUUAAUUAAAAAUGUCUCCUCUCAAGUAUAAAUUUCUGGAGGCUGCCCACAA